Cajanus cajan (pigeon pea) is the source of this 5627-nucleotide messenger RNA. RefSeq lists its product as uncharacterized. Lineage: Eukaryota; Viridiplantae; Streptophyta; Magnoliopsida; Fabales; Fabaceae. Gene Ontology annotation, biological process: defense response; signal transduction. Gene Ontology annotation, molecular function: ATP hydrolysis activity; ADP binding. The record is from RefSeq and is a predicted model, not a curated record.
CGUAGGUAGUAAUUCACUAUCCCCUUCUCUCCUUGUAGCAGCUACCUAGUAUCCUUCACUUAGUGUGGUUGUUAAUUUUUCCCAUGGCACAACAUGAGGAAGAAACCCUUGAUUUUCCGUAUGAUGUUUUCUUGAGCUUUAGAGACGAAGAUACAAGGGAGAAAUUUAUAGGGCAUCUUAGUAAAGCGUUGUCUCGAAAGGGGAUAAUCACUUUCGAUAAGAAUCUAGAGAAGGAGGAAAGUGUUUCAUCUUCUCUCUCCAAGGCCUUUGAAGAAUCAAGGGUUUUCAUCGUUGUGUUUUCUGAGAACUAUGCAUCUUCCACAUGGUGCCUCGAUAAACUUGUCGAGAUCCUAGAACGGUCCAAGAAGGGGGACAAGAAACGUGUGUUUCCAAUAUUUUACCAUGUAGAUCCCUCCGAUAUAAGGAACCAGAGAAACCGUUACGGUGAGGACAUGAUUGCACAUGAAAACAAGUUUGGCAAAGACUCCCAAAGAGUGAAGAAUUGGAGGUCAGCUUUGACUGAAGCAAGUAACUUUCCAGGCGAGCAUUUCACCACUGGAAGUCGCAAGUAUGAAAUCAAUUUGAUUGAAGAGAUUGUUGAUAAAGUCUAUAAAAAUAUAGCUCCUAAACCGUUACGUACUGGUCAGAGCCCCAUUGGACUAGAGCCUCGCAUAGAAGAGCUAAAGUCACUUUUAGACAUGAAGCCUGGUGAUGAAACUAAACACAUGUUGGGCAUUUACGGACUUGGGGGAAUAGGGAAAACAGAACUUGCCAAAGCUUUGUAUAACAAUAUUGUGCGAGACUUCGAUUCUGCAAGUUUUAUUGCCGAUGUUAGAGAGAAAUCAAACAAACCCAAUGGCUUGGAAGAUCUUCAGAAGACACUUUUAUCAGAGAUGUUAGAGGAGUUAGAAACUGAGUUUGGCAGUACAAGUAAAGGAAUGUAUGAAAUAAAACGCAGGCUUCAUCUAAAGAAAGUUCUUCUUGUUCUUGAUGAUGUUGAUGACAAAGACAAAUUAGAAAAGUUGGCAGGAGGAUGUGAUUGGUUUGGUUUUGGAAGCAGGAUCAUUAUCACAACACGAUAUAAAGAUGUGUUAAUUACUCAUAAAGUUGAAAAGAUAUAUGAAAUGAAAGAGCUUGAUGAACAACAUUCUCUUGAGCUCUUUUGCUGGAACGCCUUCAAACAAAGCCACCCUAAAACAGGAUUUGGUAAUGUGUCUUUGCGUGCAGUUGGUUUUUCCAAGCGUCUUCCAUUGGCUUUAAAAGUAAUAGGCUCGGAUUUGGCUACCCUUUAUGAAGAAAGUUUAGAUGCUUGGGAAUGUGCGUUACAAGAAUAUGAAAAGACCCCUUCAAGUGAAAAGAUUCUAGAUGUGCUCAAAAUAAGCUAUGAUAGAUUGGGUGAAAAUGCCAAACAGGUUUUCCUAGACAUAGCUUGCUUCUUCAAAGGGGAGAGUUCAGAAUAUGUUAAAAAGAUAAUUGAGGAAUUUGGUGCAUCAAACAUUAAUGUACUUGUUAAUAAAUCUCUUCUAACUAUUGAGAAUGGCUACUUGAAGAUGCAUGAUUUAAUACAAGACAUGGGUAGAGAGAUUAUUAGGCAAGAGACAACAAAACUUGGAGAACGUAGCAGACUGUGGUAUUAUGAAGAUGUUAUUGAAAUAUUAACAGAUGAUUAUGGAAGUGAUAACAUUCAAGGGAUAAUGCUUGAUCCCCCUCAAAAAGAAGUAGUAAAUUGGGAUGGUAAUGCCUUUAAGAAAAUGGAAUCACUCAGAAUUCUCAUUGUUCGAAACACAUUAUUUUCACAUGAGCCUAAUCAUUUGUCAAAUCAUUUGAGGGUGCUUGAUUGGGAAGAAUAUCCUUCGAGGAGUUUUCCAUCAAAGUUUCAUCCGAAAAAAAUCAUCGUUUUCAAUUUGCCCAGAAGCCAUCUAACAUUGGAAGAACCAUUUAAGAAAUUUUCGUAUCUGACUAACAUAAAUUUCUCAUAUAACCAAUCUAUCAUCAAAAUGCCUGAUGUGUCUGAAGUUCAGAAUUUAAGGGAACUGAGACUUGAUCAUUGUAAACACCUAAUAACAAUUCAUGAUUCUGUUGGAUAUCUUAAAAGGCUUGCUCAUUUAAGCGCUUCAGAAUGUACCCAACUCAAAAAUUUCCCACAAAAGAUGUUUCUACCAUCUCUUGAAGUUCUCAAUCUUAAUUUAUGUGGAAAGCUUGAACACUUCCCGGAGAUAAAGGAAGAAAUGAAUAAGUCAUUGAAGAUUUAUAUGACAAAUACUGCUAUUAAGGUUCUGCCAGAAUCCAUUGACAAACUCAUUGGGCUUGUCAGUAUAGAGAUAUCAAAUAGUAGGAAACUUAAAUAUCUACCAAGUAGCUUAUUCAUGUUGCCAAAUAAUGUUGCCUUUAAAAUUGGAGGAUGUCGUCAACUCUUAGAAUCCUUCAGAAGUUUCGUUCAGAGCCUUUCUACAAUUAAUGUUUGUCCAAUUUUACAAACACUACAUUUUGAAAAUGCCAAUUUGUCAGAUGGAGAUCUUCUCACGAUUCUCAAUUGUUUUCCAAAAUUAGAAGAGUUAUUUGCUUCAAAAAACAAAUUUGUCUCACUCCCUACAUGCAUUAAGGAAUGUGUUCACUUAACAAGUCUUGAUGUGAGCUUUUGCGAGAUGCUUCAAAAGAUUCCUGAAUGUCCUAACUUGAGAACUCUCAAAGUUAAUCAUUGCAUGAAUCUUGAGGAAAUUUCAGAAUUGCCAUUUAUUCAAAAAGUAGAUGCAAGGCAUACCUCUCUAGCUAAGGAGACAUCAGACAUGUUAUGGUUUCAGGCAGCAAAAGGGAUGCGUGAAUUGGAAAUAGUGAUGCCCCAAACCGAGAUUGCAGAAUGGUUUGACUUCAUUGGCAACGGAGAGAAUCUUCGUUUCUGGGUUCGUUGCAAGUUCCCAACUUUUGCUCUAGCGUUGGUUUUCCAGGAUGUGACAGGAUGGGGGAGACAAGGUCGCCAUCAAAUUCUUCAGCUCCAACUAGUUAUCAACGGUCGAUGUGUUUCUCGCAGAGGCUACAAGUUCAGAAUUGGUGCAGAUCAUGUCUUAAUUUGUGAUCUACGACUUUUAUUCAGUGACGAGGAAUGGCUUGGCCUUGAUACAUUUCUCGAGCAUGAGUGGAAUGUGGUGCAGGUUUCAUAUGAAGCCCCGCCCCCGUUGAUUCUAAGUCGAUGGGGAGUUCAUGUGUAUGAAGAAGGAGCCAACAUGGAACAUGUCCAAUUCAUAUGUCCUCAUCCCAAGUAUUUAGACAUGUCACCAACACUGGUUCCUACAAAAGAAGAUCCUAAGGAGGAACGAAGAAAGUUGAUAGAGAAUUUUUGCAUAGAUGAAGUGCUUGAAGCGACCAUACUUGAAUACAUGCACUACUGCGAGAAUAAAAAGGAUUUGACAGAUGAAAAUAUGGAGUUAGUGUAUUCCAAAAUUGGAUUGUUGAAAGAGGUAAGUAAGCAGGCUAAGGAUGAGUUAAAUUCUGGAGACUCAGAUUUAGAAGAUAAGCAUUCCCUCUUGACAACUUUCUUGAAGACUUACUAUGCUCUAGGCCCUGAAAUUCAGGAGGAAAUUGACAAUGUUCCGCAGCAGAAAGAAAAAAUGAGGAAAAUAUUCUCUGAUGGAAUAAGAGAUGGGCUUCUUGAAGCAAAGGCUAAAUUUCCUUCUCUAAAUCUUAUCAAAACUAGAAGUGUUGCCUUAAGGAAAGGUAGCAGGGUUCGAUGGCUUUUCGAAGAACUACCCGAUGUUGUAAAGUUAUACAUUGGAGGAAUCAUUAGUGGACUCUCGGAAGCAAAGCUGAACUUUCCUGAUUUUGACAUGUUGGCAACACUAGUUCCCAUGUUACGUAUGAUAGGCGUAAAUGAUCUCCAUGACAAUUUUGGUCGACCAUUGAUACGGUUGAUCAAAGAAGUGAGUGUGGAUCUUGGGCAAGAAGCAUUAACAAGGUACGUAUACUAUGAUGGAGUUACGGAUGGACUUUAUGAAGCUCAGAAUACCUUUCCUUAUCUAGAUAUUACUGAAACCAGAAGUGUUGCCAUAAAAAACAUGGCAUUUUGGAGCAUAUUGUUGCUGGGAGAGGAUCUGGUACGGGUGCUACGCACGGUUGAAACAAGGACAUACAUAGAUGGAAUUCUUGGUGGACUCGUUGAAGCAAUGCGGAGCUUUCCUGAUUUGGACAUCAUAAAGAUUCUAAGUGUCGUGUUACGUAGGAUGGGCAUUUUCAAAGUAAUUACUAUAGAAGAUGAGGCGCCUGGUAAUUUGCCCCAUAAGGAUCUCACAUUGAUGGGAGUGCUAGAAGAUAAAUGGGAGGAAUCAAUGGACGUGGGAGAAGCUUCAACCUCUGGGCAUCAGGGAAGAGAGGAGGAACAAGGCAACGAUCCUCAACAGGAAAAAAUACUGAGGGAAAUAUUCUAUGAAGGAAUUACAGAUGCACUUGUUCAAGCACGGAGUAACUUUCCUUCUUUGGAUAUUAAUAAAACCAGAAGUGCUGCAUUGAACGCCAAGAUAUACGGUCAUAGGGCUGUAUGGUCACUCUCAGAACCGGAAGGUGGAUGGAAGUCACAUCUCUCAAUUAAAAAGAAGAUAUACAUUGAAGGAGUUAUGAAUGGACUCCUUGAAGCAAAGUUGAGCUUUCCUAAUUUGGACAUAUGGGCAACACUAAAUACCUUGAAUAGUAGAAAAUUGAAAACAUCUUUUGUAACAAUACCUAGGUUUAUAAAGUUGGAUUGGAAUAAAGAGAUACCUCCUUCUCUAGGCUCUCUUGACCCUCCCUUGCAAACAUCCACCACAAUGAAUCAACAAAGUUCGAAAUCUGAGGCCGAGAGUAAAUUCCCUUUCAAGUUAGAGGGACAGGAAGCAUUGGGUAACAAGUUUGUAAAACAUGAAAAUGAAGGUGCUGUUUCGAAUAAAGAUAGUGGCACGACCAGCUCUUGCAAAAACCAAUAUGAUGAACCGAUUCAGAAAUUCAACACUCAAUCUGACGAGUUUGUUUCAAAGAAGGUGGAUUGUACUAGUGCCACAGGGAUUCUCAUGGACAAUGGCUGCAAGUGUGAGAGCAAGUAUGAGAAGGUGAGUGCUAUUUUGAAAGGAAGAGCUGAAGAAUUAGGGAGCCUAUAUCAUGCUAGAAUUGAAAGUUUCCAGAAGUCGGAGGAGUUUCACGAUCUGAUGAUUGCAACAUACUUGAAUGGACAGAGAGAUGGAGUCCUUGAAGCACAAGCCAUCUUAUUACUUCCUCAAGACAUGGACACAAAAACUCCAGUAUUUUUGGAUAAUGAGGAGCAUGUUAUUGAUGAGGUUGCUAAAAAUGAAAAACUUGAUGAAGACCUCAGUGUAACAGGUAUUCCAAUUCCUACUGUUCCAGAUGUUCCCAAUGACAAUGCCAAUCUUGACACAAAUAACCCUUCUGGCUCAAAGGAAUUUUUCAAUUGGUUUGAAUUUGUUUAAGAGAUGUAGCAAUAUUAAUGUAAAAUAAUGUUGUUAUACUAGAUUGUACUAAGUCUCAGCUUAGUAAUGCACAUGCCCCAAUUAUUGUUUCUACUAUUAUUCAAAAUGUAAUCAUCUUAAUUACUUCUUCAUAUAUUGAUUUGCAGUAAAAAAAGAAGAAGAAAAAAACAUUUGAUCCAA